Pogonomyrmex barbatus (red harvester ant) is the source of this 4280-nucleotide messenger RNA. It is a transcript of the gene NLG-5, whose product is annotated as neuroligin 5. The record is from RefSeq and is a predicted model, not a curated record. NCBI's taxonomy places the organism in Eukaryota, Metazoa, Arthropoda, Insecta, Hymenoptera, Formicidae.
AUUGAAAUUCCUGGUUACAUCUCCGCUGCUGCGCGUCGCCUCGACCGGAACCUGCUCUUUUCAACGUCCAAAGGCGUCUACCGUGCACGUCGGCGGUGGCGGCAGCGGUGGCGCGGAGGCCGGUCGUCUACCAACUUUCUUAUUCAAGAUGUUUUGAGAGCAAUUUAACUUGGACUCCGGUCUCGAAGCCGCCGGUGGGGGAGGGAGGAAGGAGUUAAGAGCGGAAUAAAACGCGCGGAAGAAAAGUGACUGCCAGACCAGUAAUGCGGGAUUACGGAGGAGCGGCUUGCGGGACGUGGUCGAGGCGCCGUACGUUGCGAACGGAUUAGACAGUCUUCCGGAAAUCCGAGCGGAGUGCCGCCACUCUCGAGAUACUCCGGAGAUACCACCCGGCUGGCCCGAUCAGCACGGCUGUCCACCGACGACCAAGGUCGCCGUACGGUUAUGCUGGUGGCGUCGCUGCAGGUGGCCGCCAGCAAAUGCUGUCAUGCCGCUGCCAUGCCAGCCGGCGGCCCGGAGCCGGCCGCUGGUCACGAGUCGGUGCCUGAUCAGGCCCGGACGUUGCUCACCGCGCGUAGGACUUGCCGUGCUAUCCCUGAUCAUCCUGUUAAUCCUGACCGGCCGCAGUCGCGCGGCUUCCUCACAGGCCGCGACCCGCUACGCCUCGCGCAUCGUCGAGACGAAGAGCGGACAGAUACGUGGAAUACUUCAGGAACUGAACAGUCGGCACCUGGAUCCCGUGGAGGUGUUUCGCGGGAUACCCUACGCCGCGCCCCCGAUUGGAGAGUUGAGGUUUCGACCCCCGAUCUCGCCGGUGCCUUGGAACGGCGUCAAAUUGGCGGACACCUUCGGCGCGGUGUGCCCGCAGAAUUAUCCGGACCUCGCCAAUAGCACCGCCGCCCUCGCGCAGAUGCCGCACGGCAGAUACCAGCAGCUCAAGAAGAUGGUUGUCUUUCUGGCUAACCAGAGCGAAGACUGCCUCUUCCUCAAUCUGUACAUACCCGGCAGCGGAUCUCGAGGGCUGGAGGCGCCGUACGCGGUGAUGGUAUACGUACACGGUGAAAGUUUCGAAUGGGGAUCGGGUAACUUGUACGAUGGAUCGGUCUUGGCGAGCGCCGGCCACGUCAUAGUGAUCACGCUCAACUAUCGUCUCGGCAUCUUAGGAUUCUUGAGGACCCGUCCGUUCCCCGACAGAACGAGCGGAUCCGGCGGGAAUUUGGCUUUGAAGGACAUCACGAUGGGGCUCCGUUGGGUGCGCGAAAAUAUCGGCGCCUUCGGCGGCGAUCCAACGCGGAUAACUCUAAUGGGCCACGACACCGGAGCGGCGCUGGUGAAUCUCCUACUGCUCGCACCUUACAGCAAAGGAUUAUUUCAUCGCGUGGUGUUAUCCAGCGGCUCGGCACUAAGUCCCUGGGCCUCGGUGCACGAUCCGAACGAUCUCAGGGCGAAGAUUGGCGAACAAAUGGGCUGCUCGACCGAGGGUGACGAGGACAUAGCCGACUGCCUCCGUGGAGUACCGCUCAAAACUCUCAUGGACGUGCAACUGCCGGAAAUCAGAUUCGUGCCCCGCAUCGGGCCCGGCCUGCCGGUGGACCAAAACAACCCCGACCCGGGCCUGGACAUGGAGCGUGCGAGCGACGCGUUCAUCAAGGUGCCGCUGAUCCUGGGCGUCUCCACGACCGAGUCGAAUCUCGAUUUCAACAACAACGACAUACAGUUCGGCUUCGAGGAGGACCACCGGAAUCGCGUCCUGCGCACCUUCAUCCGCAACGCCUACGUCUACCAUCUGAACGAGAUCUUCUCGGCGGUGAGGAACGAGUACACGGAUUGGGAUAAGCCGGUGCUUCACCCCAUCAUAAUACGGGACUCGACGAUGGAGGCGUUGAGCGAUGGUCACACGGUCGCGCCUCUCAUGAGAAUCGCCUUCUAUCAUGCCAGGCGAGGCGCCAAGACCUACUUUUAUCACUUCAAUCAUCAAUCCAAGGACAGCGGCUAUAUGCAGCGCCUGGGGAGCGUUCGUGGAGAAGACAUACCGUAUAUUUUCGGGCUGCCGCUGGUGGCAGGCGGGGCUUUCUUCCCGCGGAAUUAUUCCCGACAAGACCAGGGCGUUGCGGAGGCCGUACUCACCUUCUUCACCAAUUUCGCCAAGACCGGUAACCCGAACGAACCGCACAAGAUCGAGUCGGUUGACUACGGUACGCCGAAGGAGAAGACGCGAUUCCGCGGUCUCACAUGGGAACAAUAUGAGACAGGAUCUCAGCAGUAUCUCACGAUAGCGUUAAAGCCGAAGAUGAAGAGCCAUUAUCGCGGUCACAAAAUGGCUGUGUGGCUCAAUUUGAUACCGCAGCUUCAUCGUCCUGGUGACGAUGACGUUUCCAUGCGGCAUCAUCACUUUCGAGAACGAGGCGAUCAUUAUUAUGCAGGACCGGUUCGAGACGAAUGGUACACGCCACUGCCGCUGACAGGCACAACUAGGACGAGUUCUUCCUCGACCACCGCCUGCAGCACGUCUACGGGAGGAGAGGACGGCCUCAUCGAGGACAUUACUCCGAUUCUGGACGACUCCGAGGACGAUGCCGAGCUCCUGCAGAAAUUGGCGUCUCGUCCUUAUUACAGCACGACCACCGCUCUGGCGAUCACCGUGGGCGUCGGUUGCAUCCUCUUAGUCUUGAACAUGCUGAUCUUCGCCGGCAUUUAUUAUCAGCGGGAUCGCGACAAGAAGCGUGCCGCCAUGGAAUGCAGGCCAAACGGACAGGAGUCCCUACCGAUGACCACUAGGACAUCCAUGAAGCCUUCUGAGAAUCCACGACCCGCUCAGGAACCACCACCGUCGUACACCACUCUCGCGAGAAGUCCCUCCAUCCAGGAACAGCAGCAGCAGCAGCAGCAGCUCGCGCAGUCCCAGGAUGGCCAGGACUGCGAGCAGUCGAACAGGAAAGAACCAAGAUCCGGUCACGGGACCAGCGGCAAUGCCCACAAGGAUUCGAUCCCUCCGAAACCGCCUGCCAGAACUACCAGCUCGCUCACCACUGCCGGCAACACCAAUACCAUUAAGAAACGCGUGCAGAUACAAGAGAUAUCCGUAUAGCAUUAGGGGUUGCCCCCAGAGGGCAACGCACGGAUGAAGCGGGUGACUUUCGUAGACGCGGAGAAAGCCACCGCGGAGUCCAGAUUUUAAACGGUUUCUUUAAUCGAUCAUAGGACAAUGCCAAUUAAGGGGAUCUCCCGUCUGUUGUGAUUAUACGAACGUAAAUUCAGCAGGUGAGGACUUGUAAUGAAUCUUUUACAGUGUUCAUCUGUAAUCACGAUGUUGAAUAGUCAACACGCGGUCUGACUGUAGCCAAAUGUCAUUACUGAAAACAGUCGAUUAUUGCCGAUUGUUACUAUUUGCGACGCAGUGCCACGACAUAACUGACUAUAAUGUGCUCGCACCAUUGCCGCUGAACUGCGUCUGUUACUACUUAGGGAACAUUGUGGCCGGUUCUUUCUACUGAUAGAAAUGUAAGAUUGUGCACGUGAUUGUUAUUUCUAGAGACGUGGAUUGUAUGUAGUUGUUACUUGUAAGAAGACGGAACACUCCCUGCUGUUUUUGAGAAAGUGUGACGAUUGCUGAAGUACCCAUCAUAAACUCGUGGCUACAUUAAAUAUACAACGGGUGCUCAAAAAGUAUUUUAUUCAAAGGAUCUUUUUGCAAUUGAAAAUAUCGAUGCGACGUUUCCUCGCCAUUUAAUUCAUCGGAAUGAAUUCUGAUUCUCUCGAAGAUCAUGGCAAAAAGGUGGCCUUAAGCAUCACAGCACAUAAAGGAAAUGUGUCGAUAUUUUCGAUGUUUUAGAAAAGGGCGCCUGACGAGAAAUUAUUGAGUCGAAGCGUAAUGAAAUUCUUGUUAAAGAGUUCUAAAUUAAAUUCUUUGUUAAAAAGCCAUUAUUCGUAUAAGAAUACCAUGCACGAAACGAUGCACGGUAGUCUCUGACGUCGACGAUAACGAUGACGACGACGACGACGAAUCCAGUCGAAGGGAUCUCGAAAUGGAAUCGGAAUACCAAAGCCAUGCGCAUCGUCGCAUACCAUCGUCUCGUCGAGCUGCUUUGUAAAGCAUCGAUUGGGAGGAAGAGGCACUCGAUUCGAGGCGGAUCAAACGGAUCGGACGCGACGAACGUCCGUUAUUCACGAGCAAAACGAAUACGGCGCACGAAAGCACCAUCCGUAAGUGAAAGUGCACUCGUCGUCUCCGCCCUUGCGAUACAACACAGCCAAGCUACAUCCUUCGAAACGGUGUACUU